Molecule: messenger RNA, 3552 nt
Organism: Plasmodium malariae
Lineage: Eukaryota; Apicomplexa; Aconoidasida; Haemosporida; Plasmodiidae
Gene: RHOP148
Product: rhoptry protein RHOP148, putative
Exons: 1
Coding region: 1-3552 (1183 amino acids)
Source: RefSeq, a predicted model, not a curated record
AUGAACGAUAUUUCGUUAGAGCAAAUAACGUUGCAGCUUGAUUUCCUGAAGGGACUAGACUUGUUUUGCAUUUUCAAGUUCAUCAUAACAAAUGAUAUUGAAAUAUAUAGGGAGGAGUCAUAUAACAUUUUAAUAAAUAUUAUCAAUUCGUAUAAAAUUAUUAAUAUAGAGGAGUCAAAUCAUAUAUUUUCAGAUAACCAAAAAAUAUAUGAGAAAUACUUUUACAACUAUAGAAAAGGGCCAUCAAAAAAGAGGGGUGUUUCGAUCCCACGCAUUGGAAGCAGCAACAGCUGUAGUGGCAGCAAUGGUAGCACCAGUGGAAGCAGCAUUACUACUAAGGGAAAAAACAUAAGUAGCAAUGAUAACAUCAUCAACAGCAGUGGAAGCAGUGCAACCACUCCAUGUUCAAAUCAGUACAAUGCUCAGGCCAUCCAGAGGAGUAAGACGAAAGUGAAGUCAAGUAAAGAUGUGAAAAAUGCAAAGAUACAGGAUAUUUACAUGAACGACUCCCUGUUUUCUAAAAAUAUGUACAACAAAAAAUUGUUUGAAUUUUUUAAAUUUCCUAAGAGUAAGAAAGUAGCUGAGUAUGUAAAUAUGGUUUGCGUCAAUAGGUUGAUAAAAGAACCAUUAAAUAUGAACUUAAGUUUUGUAAAAUUUGAUAAAAAAAAAAAAAAAAGAAAAAAAAGAAGGAGAAGAGGUAAUAAAAAUAACUCAAGAGAAUUAUAUAUAAAAAAUAAAUGCAAAUAUAAUAGUGACUCAGGUAUUGUAAACAAAAAGAUGAAAAGUACAUGUAGUUGUUGUUAUGAGACUAAAGAAAAUUAUAAAGAGUUAUCAAAAAAUUUUAAAAAAUUAUUUAAUGAAACAGAUAUUUCUGUUUCGGAUUCAUCUGAGAUAUUAUCUACAUUAAAAAUAUCCUUUGCUAAAACUCAUGAAAAUAAUUACCUAGAUAUGAAUUGUAGUAAUUCAGAUGAUGACUCUGCUUAUGAUUAUGAUUAUUACAGUGAAACGACAACUAUGCAAGAAAAUCAAAAGGAACAAAAGAACGUUAAACUUCAGAAUAAAUUUCUAUCACUCAAGUUAUCCAUGUACAACUCCAGCCUACUCAAAAAUAGAGGGGAACACGGGGAUGAAAACGAAAAUGAAAAUGAAAAUGGGAACAAUAAUGGGUUCGGAAUCAAGAGUAUAAUAAAUGAGGACGACACUAAUCGAAGCAACAACAUUCGAAACUGUGACACCUACGUGAGCAAAUUCUACGACGAGACAAAUCUUUGCUUUAAGCAUUACUAUGAUAUUCACAAUAUUCUUAAUAGGGAUCCUAAUGGAUUAAGGAAAAUAAAAAUUAUGUUAAAAAAAGAUAUUGGUACAAUAAGCAUAUCCCCAUUUUUUAUUAAUUUUGAUUGUACCAGAAUAUUCAAAAAUGUUUGUAAAGCUUUUAACUUGAGCAAAUAUGAUUACAAAAAACAAAGCAUACAUCAAAUAAUUAAUUUAUGCUUUAACACAGAAAAUUCGUUAGCUAUAUUGAAAAACAUUUUCCUAGAUGAUUUAUACAAACAACAAAAAGUAUAUGUCAAUGAACUGAAUAACAAAAAAAAUUAUAGAAAAAAAGAACAUAAUAUAAGGAAAAAAAAUACAGAAAGUGUAUUAGAUAUAUUGGAUGAUGAAAAAAGAAUUAAUGUCUUAUAUUUUAUUAACCGAUUUUUAUAUUCACAAAAAACGCCCUUAUCGAAUUUGUUUAGAGAUUACACACUUAGUUUGCACAGUCAGAAAAAUGUGUAUAACAGGGUGUGCAGCAAUAUGUGUAGUGGUACACGUGAUGAUAUGCAUGAUGUAUGUAAUAACCCGCUUGACAAUCAGAGUGAAGACCCCCCUUUUGACGAAUUAACCAUUGACUACUUAAUCUUCUUAAUGAUUUUUGAAAAAAAAAUAGAUCAAAAAUUUUAUAAAUUUCUUAUUCGAAAAAUUAAUAAGUGCAAAAUAAACAUUACAAAAAAUAUUAGUAACAAAAAUGACAGCAGUUCGGAUUUCCGUCCGAACAUUGACUAUGAUCUUGAAAAGGAAACAGAGCAAAAUAUAGCGACUGCCAUAUUGAACGUACACAAUAGUUAUAAAAGAGAGUCAAACGAUAAUAGUCUUUCCACGGUUACUAGAAAUUCUCGUGAACAGUCAAGAAAGGGAAAUACAAAGGAGUGUGAAAUAAUUGGCGAUCAUACGAGGCUACAUAUUAAUAAUGGCACCGAAAAUAAUGUAGACAUUUUGAUUGACCUGAACAGUUUAGGAGAUAUGUCAAAUAUGACAAAUAUGACAAAUAAGUCAAAUAUGACGAAUAUGGAAAAUAUGGUAAAUAUAACAAAUUUGACAGAUAUAACAGAUGUAACAGAUGUAACAGAUACGACAAAUAUGACACAUAUAACAGGUAUGUCCAAUAUAACAGGUAUGUCCAAUAUAACAGGUAUGUCCAAUAUAGUAGGUAUGUCCAGUAUGGGAGAUGUGCGCAGUGUAUGCAGUGUGGACAGCGCGAGCUGUGUAAGCAACCCCGACAGCUUGCCGAGUUCCUACAACUUGACCAAGGUAAGGAUUGUAAAUAACUCUAAAGAACAAAGCACUGGUAUACCGGCUAACGACGAAGUUUCGCCAGUAACAUUGACAAAAGAAAGCAAUUUUUGCAAUGGGGAAGAGAAGCUAUCGAAAUUAUUGAUCACUGAAAAUACAGCAAAUGAAAAGAAAAAAAAAAAAAAAGAAAAAAGUUUUGUUAAUAAAACAGAAGUGCAGUACUGUAAUGAGGGUAGCGGUGGUUAUGAGCUAAAUUCGCAAAAUGGAUGCAACGUUAAAAGCGGGAUUAGUAGUUGUAUUAAUAACGGCAUACAAAUCGGCAUCAAUAGGUGCAGUAAGGGCAGUGACCAAGCGAAUGGCAGUGCAUGCGGCAAAAUGGAUGGGGAUGCGGAGGAGGAGGAGGAAUAUAUGGACGAUAUAGAAGCCAAAACGAGUAUGGAAAAUGAAAUAAUAUUACUAAAAUGCAUUAGACCAUUUCCUACAAUUUACUGGUUAAUUAAUAAAAAUAUAUGUGGCUAUAUAUCUCACCUAGAAAAAGUUAAUAUAAUUAAAAAUAUAGAAAAUUUUAUAAAUCGAAAAAGUGAAGAUUUUAAUUUGCUUAGAUAUUAUUUAAUAUAUGAUCAUCUGAAAUAUAUAGUAAUCCGUUUAAGACAUAUAAAUAAGAAAAUUUUAAUAUUUUUUUAUAAUAUUUUCUUAAAUACGGACAAUUUUUUAAGACAGUAUACUAAUAAUACUAACGAUGAAGAAACCCAUAUUAUAAAUAGUACAUACAAUAACUCCUUUGAAUUAAAUCCCAUUAUAUUAAAUGUUUGCUUACAAAAGUAUAAUAUUAACUUACAUGUCGUUUUAGAAAUAAUGAGAAAAAUUAACACAUUAAGAAUAAAAGGAAUUGGUGGCAUAUCAAAUUUUUUAACAUUAAAAUGUAUGCACCUUUAUUUUGCAUCUCAUUUGUCAUACCCGAACACCAUCGGGUAUAUCUUGGAGGAGUGUUUAAAGUCUUAA